UGGCAACGCGACGUUUCGAAAUUUCAGCUGACGUUAGAAGCCAUUAGAAGCUACGCGUUCGGCAUUCGGCACUUCAACAGUGGAUAUUCAUGGCUAGGGUUUUACUAAGAAAUGCGAUGCACUUAGCUAGACAUCCAAAGAAUAGUUGGACAACGAGGAUAAGCAACGAGAGAUACAUCAUGAUGAGCCGAACGAGACUUGAAAAGGCUUUGGAGGAAUUGCAGAGGAAUCCCUACUACGACAAGUACGCUCAGAAAAUUGCAAAACUGCAGCAGACCAGUCCGGAGCAGUUUCUGCAGCGCGUCGAGCAGCAGGAAAAAAUACGUGAGAAACAAGUUAGAUACGUAAUUGCAAAUUAUCAGUUCUCGAAAUCCGUGACAUUUUCAUUCUUAUUAAAAAAUAUGCGGUUGUCUUGGAGUCAAACAAUAAAGAGGCACUAUGUAAAAGAUUCAUCUCAAAAUAAGUUUAUUACUACACCGAUUUUUUAUGUAAACGCUGGUCCUCAUAUUGGACAUUUAUAUAGUGCAGUUUUGGCUGAUGCCAUUGUUCGAUACAACAAUAUGUUAGGUCACAAAACAUUUUUUACCACUGGCACUGACGAGCACGGUAACAAGAUUAAAGCCGCCGCAGCCAAAGCUAAUCUACCGAAUCUCGAGUAUUGUACAAGAAUUUCACAACAAUUCAAGGAAAUGUGCUAUAGAUUUGAAGUGGAUUAUUCGCGUUUCAUUAGAACCACAGAAAAGCAGCAUUGUGAUGCAGUGUAUCAUUUUUGGAAACGGUUAGAAGAAAGAGGACACAUCUAUCUGGGAAAAUACUCAGGAUGGUAUUGUGUAUCGGAUGAAGCAUUCCUCAGUGAUGCAGAAUUAAUGGAACAGAAAGAUUCGACCGGAAAAGUAAUCAAAGUCUCCACAGAAUCGGGAAAUAUAGUGGAAUGGACUGAGGAAGAAAAUUAUAAGUUUCGACUUAACACAUUUCAAGACGAUCUCAAGUAUUGGCUCAAAGAUGAAAAUACAGUUAAACCAGCGCUGUAUCACAAAAUGUUAUCCCAAUGGAUAGACGAGGGUGCAUGUUUACAAGACUUAAGCAUUACCAGAAUUAGGAACAAAAUGCCAUGGGGUAUACCUUCCCCAUGCGAUGAAUCUCAUUCGAUAUAUGUAUGGCUGGACGCCUUAGUAAAUUAUUUAACGGUCUUAGGAUAUCCAAAUGAAUCAUACAAAGAACUUUGGCCACCUACUAUUCAGAUAAUUGGAAAAGAUAUUUUGAAGUUUCAUGGUAUCUAUUGGCCAGCAUUUUUAAUAGCGGCAGGUCUCGAACCUCCAAAGACGUUACUGUGUCACGCUCAUUGGACCAUUGAUCACAGAAAAAUGUCGAAAUCAAAAGGAAAUGUAAUUUCGCCCUUUGAAGCUGCAAAUAGUUAUUCAGAAGAAGGAUUACGAUAUUUUAUUCUGAGAGAAGCGGUACCGCAAAAUGAUGCAAAUUAUAGUUCAACAAAAAUUAUUAAUAUAUUGAAUUCCGAAUUGGCGGAUACAUUGGGCAAUCUAGUUAAUCGUUGCGUGGGUAAAGCAGUCAAUCCAUCUAAAGAGUUCCCCAAUCCUGCAAAAUAUUGGAACGUGUUGCAGUCUCAGGUUGCUGAUGAAACCAGGGAGAGUUUAAAAUCCGUAGGCAGAAAAGCACACGAGAGUUACGAGGAAUACAAUUUACAUCAUGUUGUGGAUGCGGUCAUGAAUAUGCUUCAUUGCGCAAAUAAGAUGGUGGCGUAUCAUGAGCCUUGGCAACUGAGGAAACAAGUCAACAAUGCAGAUUCGAUCGAGGAACUUAAAGCUGUGAUAUCACUUGCUCUGGAAAGUAGUAGAAUAGGUGCUCUAAUAUUAUAUCCAAUUAUACCAAGAUUGAGCAGUAGUUUGCUUGAUUUUCUAAAUAUUCCAAAGGAAAAUCGCACGUGGGCGAAUACUGUGCCUGAAUUUUUCAACAAAAAUAUUGUGAAAGAAAGGCAUAUUGAACAUAAUAAUUUGCUAUUGUUUAAAAAAAUAAGAAAUCAAUAA
Molecule: messenger RNA, 2042 nt
Organism: Cyphomyrmex costatus
Lineage: Eukaryota; Metazoa; Arthropoda; Insecta; Hymenoptera; Formicidae
Gene: MetRS-m
Product: Methionyl-tRNA synthetase, mitochondrial
Exons: 7
Coding region: 90-2042 (650 amino acids)
Biological process (GO): methionyl-tRNA aminoacylation
Molecular function (GO): ATP binding; methionine-tRNA ligase activity
Source: RefSeq, a predicted model, not a curated record